Messenger RNA from Helicoverpa zea (corn earworm), 6074 nucleotides. RefSeq lists its product as uncharacterized. Gene Ontology annotation, molecular function: nucleic acid binding. The transcript has a single exon. The record is from RefSeq and is a predicted model, not a curated record. Gene Ontology annotation, biological process: DNA integration. NCBI's taxonomy places the organism in Eukaryota, Metazoa, Arthropoda, Insecta, Lepidoptera, Noctuidae. The coding region runs from base 580 to 5817 and encodes 1745 amino acids.
AAUAUCUCCUGUCUACGCAUCGUCAUCAAUCGAACAUGUACCUGCGAUUCCUGCGAGCCCCACUAGAUGGCGUUACGAUUUUAGUUCCAAAUUCCUCCGCGCGCCGCGCCUCAUGCACUUGCAAAUUCGCUCGACACUUGCGCACACGAUAUAUAACAAAAUUUUGUUUUAUUGUAAACCAAUCGCUGAUUACACGCCUUAUUACUAUCGAAGAAGAUCUUUUAUUCAUCUCCAAACAUAAGUUGGACCUUCAGCGCCGGGUGCAGCGGAAGAAAUCGUUGCGACCAGCAUAAAUCGGACGCACGAACGACGUCACCAGCAAGAACAUCUACGGACCCAUGGUACCAGCAUAAAAAGGUCAGGCCAAUCAUCCUUAUCAAUCCUUAGCCCUUUUCUUUAUUGUGUGCUUCAUUUGUGUUGAUAGUGUUGUAUUGUGUUGUGUUGUGUUGAUACUUAAAUAAUUAAAAACGCGUAAGUUUCUUUCGUCUCGUCGCUACCCUCAACUUAAAAAUAUAAAAAUAUCCUUUGUUAAUCUUAAGUACAAAAUAACGGUUUCCACUGCCUUCCACAAACUACAAAAUGACUAGAACUCCAUCAAAGGAAAGUCGUAGCAGUAGUGAAGAGUUAAUUAAAGAUUUAAACAAAAGAAGAGGUGUUGUUCGCGGUAAAUUUAGACUAUUCAUGAAAUAUGUGGACUCGGUAGAAGUAAUGACUACGACUGAAACCAUAAAAUCAGAAUUACAAACUCGUUUACAAAAAGUAGACUUACUACUAGAGCAAUUUACAGAAAUUCAGGAUGAAAUAGACUUAAAAAUACCUGAUAGUCAAGUAGAAAAAGAACUAUCUGAGAGGGAAUCUUUUGAAACCAAUUACUACGCUUAUGUGACCAAAGCUAAGUGUAUUAUUAACGCAGAUGAUGUUCAAAACAGUUCAAAAAUUUUUAGUAAAGUUAAAUUGCCUACAAUUUCACUUCCAUCCUUUGACGGAUCUUAUGAUCAUUGGUUGGAGUACCGCGAUACUUACCUUUCUCUAGUACAUAACUCUAAAGAAAUAGAUAAUGUGCAAAAAUUCCAUUACCUACGAUCUUCUCUUUCUGGCAGUGCAUUAUUGGUUAUUAAAUCCUUAGAAUUCUCCUCAGAGAAUUACAAUGUAGCAUGGGAGUUAUUAGAAAACAGAUUCAAUAACAACCGUUUACUUGUGCAAACCCAUGUUAAAGCUUUAUUCUCUAUGACGUCGCUUAAUAAGGAAUCACCUAAUCAAAUUCGUAAACUCAUUGAUACCGUUCUCAAAAAUCUACGUUCCCUCAAAAACCUCGGCGAACCAACUGAGUCGUGGGACACGUUGAUUAUUUAUUUAAUUACAUCUAAACUAGAUUCUGUUACUGAACGAGAAUGGGAGACUCACAAAAGUUCAAUUAUAAAUAGUCAAAAUCAGUCAAUUUCACGUACAAGGGUUGAUGAUUUAAUAACGUUUCUUAAAAAUCGGGCUGACGUACUGGAAACUAUUAAUUUUGCACAUAGUAAAUCAUACACAGAUAAUAACAUAAAAAAACCGUCACAGUCACAACAAUCAAACAAAUCACAUAGUUACACAUCAACACAAAAUAAACAACCUAAUAAUAAAAAUUCCAAACGUCCUCGUAUUUGCGCUAUGUGUCAAGCUAAUCAUCCGCUUUAUUCUUGCGAGUCAUUCUUAAAAUUAAAUAUUAAUGAUAGAAUAAAAUUCGUUAAUGAAAAGAAGUUAUGUUGCAAUUGUUUACGCGCUAAUCACUCGGCAGAUGAGUGUUGGUUUGGUCCGUGUAAGCAAUGCAACAAAAAACACAACAAUCUACUUCAUGAUAAAUGUGACGAUAGCGCGAGUGUAUCCACCUCGCCAGUCGUUGCGCAUAAUUCUCAGGCAUCGUCACAGAAUACAACUAGUGGUAAGUCUUUACAUACUGCCACAUUACAUUCUGCAUCUCAUACGACACAUCAGAGCACUACUCAUUCAUUAUUAGAGACUGUCCUGCUGUCUACAGCUUUAGUUGAGGUUGCAGAUAAAAGCAAUAACUAUCACACUACUCGCGCUUUACUAGAUAAUGGUAGUCAGCAUUCCUUUAUAGCGGAAUCAUUAUGUAAACGACUUAAACUCAAUUUAAUACAGUCCACUGUGCAAGUCUCCGGAGUAGGUAACUCGGUGACUAAUUCUACACAAUCUUGUGAAAUUAAUUUGAGAUCUAAAACUACACAAUAUAACACACGCAUGAAGUGUUUAGUUUUGAAUCAAAUAACAGCUCAAUUACCAUGUUUAGGUACAACUUCAAACAUAAAUAUCCCUGAUCAUGUACAGUUAGCUGAUUCGGAAUUUUAUUCGCCAUCAGAAAUCGAAUUAUUAAUUGGGGCAGAUAAAUUCUGGGAACUUUUAACUGAUGGACUGAUUCGCCUAAGUAGUGGUCCAUAUCUUCAGAAUACUCAGUUAGGAUGGGUAAUAUCUGGCCCAUUGCUGAAUAAAAAAACUUCACGCAACAAUCGAGUUCAAUGCAAUUACUCACAAUCAUUAGACGCUCAACUUAGGAAAUUCUGGGAGCUAGAAGAACUACCUCCGCAAAAUAAAUUAACUAAUGACGAGUCUUUGUGUGAAAACUUGUUUUUACAAACUACGUACCGCGAUAACACGGGUCGGUUUUUUGUGCGCAUUCCAUUAGCCGAGCCCAGCGAUACACUGGGAGAUACGUAUGCGCUCGCACUUAAUCGCUUUCACGCACUUGAACGAAAAUUAGAUAAAUCUACGCCUGAAUAUAAAAGGUUAUAUUGUGAUUUCAUGAAUGAAUAUUUGAGUUUAGGUCACAUGAGUCGAGUCAAUUCUUAUCCAUCACCAAAUUAUUUUCUACCGCAUCACGGUGUUUUAAGAAUUCAUAGUAGCACUACGAAACUUAGGGUUGUUUUUGAUGGUAGUGCGAAGUCAACUUCGGGUAAAUCGCUUAACGAUAUUCAGCAUAUUGGCCCUAGUUUACAUAAUGAUGUUUUCUCAAUCUUGUUACGAUUUCGUCAAUUUAGAUUCGUUGCAUGCGCCGACGUCGAGAAGAUGUUCCGGCAAAUUAAUCUACAACCGGAUCAAAGAAAUCUUCAAUUAAUUAUUUGGCGAGAAAAUAAAUCCGAUGAACUCGGUGUAUUUCAGCUUAAUACGGUGACAUACGGUACCGCGUCCGCUCCUUAUCUAAGCAUUCGUUGCAUCAAACAGCUGGCGUCGGAAUGUAAGGAUGACGUCAUAAAACAGGUUAUCAACGAAGAUCUGUUUGUCGAUGACCUAAUUACAGGUAAUGAUGAUAAACAAUGUUUAUUAGAUAUUUGUACCAAAGUAAAUGAUACUUUAAAAUCUGGUUGCUUCCAUUUACGUAAAUGGUUGUUUAAUUCGGAAUCAUCUACAACAGAUCAACAAAAAGAUUUAUCUUUAGGAGAAAAUUGUUUAACUAAAACUCUGGGUAUUGGUUGGUUAAAUUAUUUAGAUUUAUUAUAUUUUACGACAAAAAUUGAUCAAAACUUUACUCAUGUGACUAAGCGCGUUAUCUUGUCCGUUGUUUCACAGGUGUAUGACCCAUUAGGCUUGUUAUCACCCGCAAUUAUAAUUGUGAAAAUACUUUUACAGAAACUAUGGCUUUGUAAAUUAAGUUGGGACGAUCCAGUACCAAAUGAUAUUCUGUCUACGUGGAAAAACUUUAUUGCCACUCUUCAACACUUACAAGACAUAAAAAUUCCUCGUCAUGUCAGGGAAAUAAAUACAAAUUAUACAGAUUUACACAUUUUUUCGGAUGCAUCACAGGAUGCAUAUGGUGCAUGUGCCUUUAUAAGUACAUACAAUGACAACUCACCAGCUACAGUUAGGAUACUUUGUGCCAAGACCAAAGUCGCACCAAUUAAGCCAGUCACAAUACCGCGUCUUGAGCUGUGCGGAGCGUUAGUUGGUGCCAAGCUGUAUCAAAAAAUUGUUCAGUCAUGGAGAUUGAAAUUUAACCACAUAUAUUUUUGGUCUGACUCAAUGAUUGUCAUAAAUUGGAUUAAAAUGUCACCUAAUUUGUUAAAAACGUUCGUGCAGAACAGAGUCGUGCAAAUCAACGAACUGACUGGUGAGUUGCCGUGGUUACAUGUUGCUGGUAAAGACAACCCGGCUGACCUCUUAUCUCGCGGGCUCACGCUCGACGCGCUUCAAAGUACAGAUAUUUGGUGGCACGGGCCAGCAUUUUUAAAGGAUAUGCACAUGAAUUUUAAAUAUGACAACCAGAAUGAAAUUAUAAAUUUAAACGAUUUACCAGAAAUGAAAUCAAAGGUUUUAUUUACACAGUCGACUUAUACUAGUAUUUUUAUUUUCGAACGUUUUUCAAAUUUUAAUCGCAUGAGACGUGCAGCCGCUUACGUGUUACGAUUCAUUAAUAAUGCACGAAUUAAAAGUAAAACGGAACGUAGCAUUGGUCCGUUAACGGCUGAUGAAUUAAAUAAAUCAACGUUAGUUUUAGUACGCUUAGCACAACAUGCAUCAUUUGCAGACAUUUUGAAUCAAUUGAUAAAUAACUUACCUGUAAAGUCGAUGAGAAACAUAUCUAGUCUUGAUGUGUUCUUGGAUUCUGAUCGCAUUAUAAGAGUGGGAGGUAGAUUAGUAAAUUCACGCACCUUCCCAUACAGUAAAAAACACCCUAUAUUGUUAUGUUCAAAACAUACCUUCACGCGACUACUUUUUCAAUUUGAACACAAACGUCUACUCCAUGCUGGUCCACAGCUUCUCUUGGCUACUAUCAGAGAGAGUUGGUGGCCACUCAGGGGUCGUGAUUUAGCUAAGCAGACGGUACAUAAGUGCAUUAUAUGUACUCGCCAGAAAGGGAAGGCACUAUCAGUAAAAAUGGGUAACUUACCCUUUGAGAGAUUGGAACCGGGGUAUCCUUUCUUGCGCUGCGGUGUGGAUUAUGCGGGACCUAUGUUUAUAUUGAAUCGGAAGGGAAGGGGUUCAAAACUUGAAAAAUGUUAUGUGUGCCUAUUCAUAUGCUUUACCACUCGAGCGAUACAUCUAGAAUUGGUCACAAGUUUAACUUCUGAGGCGUAUUUACUUGCUUUAAAAAGGUUCCUAUGUCGUCGCGGAAAACCCGCUUAUAUAUUUUCCGAUAACGGAAAAACAUUCGUAGGCGCACUCAAGGAAUUUUCAGAUUUUUUAAAUCAUAGUGAAAAUGAUAUUUUAAAUUUUGCAGCAAAUGAAAAUAUUAAGUUUAGCUUUAUACCUCCGUACUCCCCACAUUUUGGAGGUUUGUGGGAGGCAGGGGUCAAAUCUUUUAAAUAUCAUCUCCGUCGCGUAGGAAACGUUAACCUCACGUAUGAGGAAUUUUCAACAUUAUUAGCACAAAUUGAAGCCCUCCUCAACUCCAGACCUAUGUAUCCCAUGUCUUCAGACCCAAACGACCUACUCCCUCUUACACCAGCCCAUUUUCUGAUUGGCCGGCCGCUCACUGCACCUGCCUGCGAAGACCUCACAGCUUCGAAUACAUCACGCCUGGUCCGCUACGAGCGCAUCGAACAAAUGAGGCAAAAUUUUUGGAAACGCUGGUCGCAGGAGUACGUUUCGGAACUGCAGACAAGGACCAAAUGGCAGUACAACACCGGCACAAUAGCACCCAAUACAUUAGUGCUCAUCAAAGAUGACAAUUUGCCACCCUUAAAAUGGCGUCUUGGACGAGUCAUAACCACUUUCCCUGGGAAGGAUGGACUAGCACGUGUAGCUGACAUCAAAACAGCUAACGGAGUAAUACGACGGUCAUACCCCAGAUUGUGUCCGCUACUACAGGAGGAAGAACCUUAACUUCUCCCAACUUCUACUUCUGCGUUGGAGGCUGUCACUCCAAGGCGGGCGGCAUGUCUACGCAUCGUCAUCAAUCGAACAUGUACCUGCGAUUCCUGCGAGCCCCACUAGAUGGCGUUACGAUUUUAGUUCCAAAUUCCUCCGCGCGCCGCGCCUCAUGCACUUGCAAAUUCGCUCGACACUUGCGCACACGAUAUAUAACAAAAUUUUGUUUUAUUGUAAACCAAUCGCUGAUUACACGCCUUAUUACUAUCGAA